CUCUGAAGGUAAAACCACCCAGGUACCAGGUCACCCCCUGAUACCUGGAGCAUCAGAGCUAAAUAAGAAAGAAAAAAGAAGGAAAAAUGACAUUUUAAAAAUCUCUUAACUGUAAAUGUAAUUAUCCUUGGACAUAUCAUUAAUUUUCGCUUUGUUGUUGAUGCGUUUAUUCGUAGCUUUAACAGGUUUAACCAGGCCCUAACAGGAUUGUCAGUGUUUCAGAACAUGUUUUCAAAUGUUUAUGUUGCUGUGUUGAUUGUCAGUGUUCUGUUCCUCCCUGUGGUAAAACUGACAGGCCCGAUGUUUGUCUUCUACUCUGUAAAUGUUGUCUUUCACUCCUGGAAAAUUAGUCAAAAUUCCUCCCACAGUCAUUCAAAUGAAUGGCUAUUAACUUGCAAAGGAAAAGCUUAAACAAGUCCGGGGCCGCCCACUAACAUGCAUCAGCCUGCUGCAUGUUUGCUUAAGAGCAGUUCACAAAACGAGUCUGUGGGUAAAUACUGAGGCUCUCUUCGGUUGGUGGCCACUCUGUUGGAGCUCCUGGUGACCAUGCAGGCUCGGCCCAUUGACGGGCUGCGGCUAAUCCAUGGCAUUUCCCUGUAAAUGGUUUUCUGCAUGAGAAAAGGCCGAGCGGCCCCUCCUCUACACGGCGGCUCAGCCUCACCGUUUUGUCACUCGGUCCAUGAUAAAGGUGCCGUGGCGUUGGCCCGUGUUCGGCUACUCCCCCUCAGUUUGUUCGCAUUCACUCGGCAGACGCACAGAGUUUCCCCCCUUCAUGCAUUUGUUUUCGUUUGGUGCACAUGUUAAGUUUACGGUCCAGUUAAAGGAGUGUUGCAGAAGUGACGCUUUCUUGCUUUGACACUUCCUGCAGCCGCUGCGUCCCUGCCUGAAGCCGCCGUCAACCUGCGUGGGAGUCUCCAUACGCCGGCCUUUGGACGCACCACUAGAAAAACCCGCCUGCUCCCACCGGCGUCUUAUUUGUGCUCGGCGUGAGAUUUCAGGUGCGAGGCUAAAGCUAUGAAGGUGUAACCAUGACUACUGUCCUCUGAUUGGCUGAGCUUCACAGGAAUUAACGAGGAGAGUCAUCCAAUCUGGGCGCGGAGUGCGCGCAGUGGCUGGCAAAACCUGGUGAUAAUCCAGGCACAGUGAUGCGAAAGUGGCGGUUUGAGUUGAGCCCGUAGGUGAUGAGCGGACCUCCGAACAAAAGCUCCAAACACCCGGGGAUGUGGUGUUACAAACAAACACCAGUGAUUAAUGGUGCUGUAAGUGCGUGCCCGUGAGAGAAGAUGCCCGAUCUGGCCGUCACGCAGCUCGUCAGCUGGCGCGGGUGAGUUCCCUGCUUCUCCCCUCUCUCUGGAUUGUGGAUUGUGACAAGUGCCAGGACUGCUACCGUCCAGGAGCCCCGGCCGCACAGCGUCCGCCGCGGACUGUCAGUUCGCCGCCCGUGCACGGAGGCGUCGUCCAGUUUUCGCCUGACUGCCUACUUCCAGGAGUCAAGACGGUGUUCCGCGUAGACCCGGGUUGCCUCAGUCCGAGCAGCGCAGUCGGCGUGGGAAGGUCUGCACUCGGCGUCCUGCAGGCCGGAGACAUGAUGGUCCAGUGUGCCGGCUGUGAACGGCCCAUUCUGGACCGAUUCCUCCUGAAUGUACUGGACCGAGCCUGGCACGCGAAGUGCGUCCAGUGCUGUGACUGUAACUGCAACCUCACCGAAAAGUGCUUCUCCAGGGAUGGGAAGCUGUAUUGUAAAAUGGACUUUUUCAGGCGCUUUGGCACCAAGUGCGCUGGCUGUCUGCAGGGAAUCUUGCCAAACGACCUGGUGCGCAAAGCGCGCAGCAAGGUGUUCCAUCUGAACUGCUUCACCUGCAUGGUGUGUAACAAGCAGCUGUCCACGGGGGAGGAACUCUACGUGAUAGACGAGAACAAGUUCGUGUGCAAAGAAGAUUAUUUGAGCACCGUGGCAAUUAAGGAGGUCAACCUGAACUCAGUGUCGUCGUGCACGGACAGAAGUUUAUCUCCGGAUCUGCAGGACCAAGUACCGGACGAUAUCAAGGAGACAGACAAUUCAACGUCCUCCGAUAAGGAGACCAACAACAUCGAGAACGAGGAGCAGAACUCGGGCACCAAGAGGCGGGGGCCCCGCACCACCAUCAAGGCCAAGCAGCUGGAAACGUUAAAGGCCGCGUUUGUGGCCACGCCGAAGCCGACACGGCACAUCCGAGAGCAACUGGCCCAGGAGACGGGGCUGAACAUGAGGGUGAUACAGGUCUGGUUCCAGAACAGAAGAUCCAAAGAGCGACGAAUGAAGCAGCUGAGUGCUCUGAGCGCCCGGCGACACACGUUCUUCAGGGGGCCACGCAGGAUGAGGUCCCUGGGAGGUCGGCUGGACGACGCAGACAUUCUGGGACCUGCGGCCUACGGAUACUAUGGAGAAUACCAGGGGGACUAUUAUGGACCAGGGAGUAAUUAUGACUUCUUCCCACAUGGUCCUCCAUCUUCACAGGCUCAGUCCCCGGCUGAGUCUCCCUACAUCCUGGGCUCCGGACCUGGAGCCAUGGAAGGAUCAGGCCAUCACCCCUCAGACGACCAAAGGUUUACGGACAUGAUAUCUCACCCUGAAACCCCGAGUCCAGAGCCGGGUUUACCGAGCUCCCUGCAGCCCGUCCCUGGGGAGGCGUACAGCGGCGGGCCCAGCCCUCCGUUCUCCAUGGCCAGUAAUUCCAGCUACAGCGCUCCGAUGUCCCAUCAGGGCCAAGAGAUGGGAGAAAGUACAGCCUGGUAAAGGGACAAACCACAGGGACUACUCCUGGCUGGACGUCAGCCUAGUUAAUUCAGGAGAUGAGAUGGGGGAAGCCUACAUUCGCAGAGCGGGAGGCACAGCUGGUGUUUGUACUGGAGGAGAGAGACGACGGACUGACGGACGGACACAGAGACGGGACGUAGAGUAGGAUAGCCACUGGGUCUUUGUAGACGCUCCGAAGCAUAUCUCUCCAAGGAUUACUGGACAACGAUAAACCAACCCAGCAAAAUGCUUCUCACCGUCCCCUUAAUGUUAACAAAGGUGUCUUCUACUGCUCCAGGAAUACAUUAGGGAGAAAUGCCAAAGGAGACAUCUGAGGCUCACUUUCUGUUCUCACCACAUUCUGUUCUUUUUUUUUUUCCUGUUCUCUCCAAACCUGCCUUUAUUGCUAAGCAACCGACAUACCCUCAAUACUUGGUGAAACCAAUGACCAGGUUUUUAAUAUACAUGCUUUAAUCCUCAUUUGUGGCAAUCAAGACAGGUUUGGUAAAAAAAUAAAUAAAUAAAUAAAUUCAUCUUUUGCUCUUUUUUUCCCCUUGUAAAACAGCAUCACAUCAAAAACUGCUGCUUGAUGGAAUAUGUAUUUUUUACCCCCCCCCGCACACACACACACACAGACACACACACACACGUCUAGUGUUAUUCUCUUCUGCACAACUCAGCCUUUAAUACUCAAAAAGUAUUCUUGAUCAUAGCUUAAAGGAGGAUGUCUAGAACAUUAUUCAAAACACGGACACAAUUAUGCACACACACACACACAGACACACACACACACACUAUUCUCACACCCCUCUCACGCCCAUCCAGGCGGCCCUGAUAGUUCUGCUCCUCGCACUGCUUCACCUGACCUUCCUUUUGUUACUAUCCCUUUUAAAAAACAUGUUUUAAUGGAAAUGAUUUUCAAAAGAACAUUGAACCCAUAAUGGAGAAUCUCCUUCAACAGCUGAGGUCUCCUUCCUCUAAAGAAGGAAAACAAAAGAGGGGGCAGACUACAUCUGUGACAUUACCAGUCUGCUCCGAAGCUCUCGUUGCCACCUAGUGGGCACAUUUGAAAGACACUAAAUCAACAAUCCCCUUCUGCAGUCAGAGGGCCUCGGAGAAUCUUAUCAGUCCAAAUCCAAAGCCUUCGCGUUUUUCUUUUCUACCACUUUCAAAUGCUGCCAGUUCUACCCGUGCCAGAGUACCGGGAGAGUUUAGAUGUGCGAUAAUACCGCGGUAUUUUCCCUCCCCUGCUGUGACGACGCUGACGGAUGGUCGGUAUUAUCUAAGACAAAGCUCAUAUACACAGUAUGGUCACCUCUGUCCCACCCCGUUCAUCCUGCAGUAGAAACAAACACAUACACUCAUACACACCCGCUGACCGAGCUCUGCUAUACAUUUGUUUUAAAUUCAUUUGAAUUUUCUCCAGUCAUCGUUAGAGCUCCAGAAAGAAUGUUUCUUAUUUCCGGUGUCGACACAUUCUUGGGCCGUGCUAGAGUGUGUGUGUUUGUGUGUGUGAGUGAGUGAGUGUGUGACUGUACAUAGGAGCGUGCUUGAACAUUUACAGUGUGUGUGAGCGGGUAUGCGUGUGCGUGUGUGUGUGCGCGCACAUUAGUGCACACUGAAGGGAUUGGGAGCAAGGCUGUAUAAUUUCUAUGUAAAUAGCACUGGUAAUAAAACCUUCUCUUACAACCUAAAGACACGUGAUC
Cynoglossus semilaevis (tongue sole) is the source of this 4482-nucleotide messenger RNA. It is a transcript of the gene lhx5, whose product is annotated as LIM homeobox 5. Lineage: Eukaryota; Metazoa; Chordata; Actinopteri; Pleuronectiformes; Cynoglossidae. The coding region runs from base 1586 to 2776 and encodes 396 amino acids. Gene Ontology annotation, biological process: regulation of transcription by RNA polymerase II; neuron differentiation. Gene Ontology annotation, cellular component: nucleus. The transcript is spliced from 5 exons. Gene Ontology annotation, molecular function: zinc ion binding; DNA-binding transcription factor activity, RNA polymerase II-specific; RNA polymerase II transcription regulatory region sequence-specific DNA binding. The record is from RefSeq and is a predicted model, not a curated record.